AUGCGGAGGCGCCGCACCGCAUGGCUAGCGGCCAUAGCGGCAAUAUUUAGCGCGGCCACCGCCUUCAACCUCGACGACGCGGCCCCGAUCUACAAAUUCGGGCCCGACGAGACGAAUUUUGGCUUUUCCGUAGCUGAGCAUAUCCGAGGAAAAGAACCUGUAAUUAUUGUCGGCGCUCCACACGAUGAAAACGGGCAAAUGGGAACGAAACAGGCUGGUGCAACCUAUGCCUGCCCAUUGAAUACGGAAUACCUCGGAAACAGCCACGGCAAAGAUUCGAAGUGGUGCCAGAAGAUGUUUGUAGAAUAUGAAGAUCGACUGAACUACAACAAAGCCCCGGAUAUGACGACCAUUGUUGGAACCGAUACGCUGGAUAGGAUGGGUAAAAAUGGACAACUGCUGGGAAGCGCUGUGUAUUCUGCUGGUGUGCCAGGAGGAAAUGCUGUGGUCUGCGCCCCACUUCUUCGAUAUCGUAACGAGUCGGCAAGAGCGCAGGGGGCCUGCUAUCUACUUCAUAAUAACUUGGAGCUGAUGAGCACGUUAAUCACCUGUGAACAAAAGAAUCUCGACCAUCGAGAACGGCAUAAUACCUAUGGUGCUUGUAUGCAAGGACAAUCAGCAUAUAUCGAUGAGAAUAUGCUAAUUACUGGCGUAAUUGGUGCCCGUAUGUGGACCGGCGGUGUCUAUGCCCGAUCUAUCACCAAAAGUGAUUUCGACACCGUUUUGGAAAAAUACACGAUGAGUCAAGAAAAUGCCAUCCGACCAACGCUGCAAUCACAUGCUUAUCUUGGAUAUUCGGUGAAUGUAGGACGAUUUGGAUUUUCCCAUGAAAACGGGAAGCGAUUGACAGUCGUUUCCGGAGCCACAAGGCACAAUCAGUUUGGUGCUGUCCAGUUUAUGCCCUUCGAUCUGGAGCAUCAAAAUGAGAAUGACCUAAAGCUGAACGCCGACAAAUUCAGUCUCGAGGGCAAAACCUUUGGAUCAAACUUUGGCUACGCGAUUGCGGUACUUGAUUUGAAUGCCGACGGAUUUGACGAUCUGGUUGUCAGUGCCCCGAUGGAACAACGAAACGAUAAGGAUGGGCAAUUCGGAGGCAUCGUGUACGUCUACUUCUCUCAAGGAAAAGAAAGACCAGCCGGAGAGUCGAAAUUCGUUUUUGAGAAACCUGUUGUCUUGAAGCAUUCCGGUUAUGGGUCGCAGUUCGGUUUGGCGUUGACACGACUUGGAAAUGUGCAUGGCUCGAAGAGAUCGACAUCUGACUUCGCCGUUGGUGCUCCAUUCGCAAACGACGGUGCUGGUGCCGUUUACAUCUACCAUGGCAACCCUGAUCGAAAGAAUUUCCGCCAGAAACCAGCCCAGAUCAUUAUUGGAUCUGCACUCCCACCCUCCCCGCUUGGCAAGCCGAUCAAAACCUUUGGCUUCUCACUCUCUGGUGGAACCGAUCUUGACGCCAAUGGGUAUCCGGACCUUGUCGUUGGCGCAUACAAAAGCAACCUGGUCACGGUGUUAAGAGCCCGCCCAGUAAUCUCCGUUCAAGCUGGCCAGACAACAACAAAAGAGUACAUCGACAUCGAUUCAAAGGGACGAUGCCCAUCUGGAGUGGCCACUUGCUUUGACCUAACGCUAUCCCUCAUUGUGGAAGGUGGAGCCGCAAAGAAGCACCUUGUCGACUAUAAGAAUGACGUUUUCAUUUGCAACCUUGAAGUUCUACCUUUUGCGCCCGGUAUUGCCCCACGGGCCACUAUUCGGUCAUCCCAUUCCCCGCAUAACCAUACUUGGCCUUGCGGGAAGAAUGCUCACACACAUACUCAGGAUUAUGUCAAACAAAUCGACAUUCCGGAUACGGCGAGCACACAUGACUGGAUCAAUCCGCUAAAGUUCCGGUUUACCGUCCGCAUCAAGGAUGAGAAAAAGCCCGUCUUCCCACGGCAAGGCGGCCCCCUCGCUGACCUCAACCAAUACCCAAUCUUAAACAAAUUUGGCAGCACCUAUGAAUUUCAAAAAAAUUUCGACACCCGCUGCGGAAUGGACCAUGUUUGCCAAACCGAUCUCUCACUUGGCGCAGAAUUUGACAACGUUCAUUUCGAAAACGGCCAAUACAUCUCGAAAGUCGGAGAAAAAGAUCACUUGGAUAUUAAGUUCGAGGUGCUGAACAAGGGCGAGAAGGCCUAUCAAGCCCAUUUGAACUUGACCUACGACACCGAAGAGUUAGAGUUGCCAAGGCUUCAAUCUAUUGCCAACCUUCGUGGAAUUACUGCUGAAACCGGAAAGAACUUCUAUCUAGUUCAGCUCGGCAAUCCACUGGAUGGAGGCGCUGGGGGAAACUUCGUGGUUCGAUUUAAAAUUAUGCGAGGUCGAACUGAAGGCAUCGGACGGCCGCUACAGUUUAAGGCCUAUUUAAACAGUACCAGCAAAGAGACCAAUCCACAUGAUAACAAAUGGGAAGGUGAGGUGCGGCUUUUCAAGGAGGCGGAGCUGGAAUUAAUCGGAAUGAGUGAUCCAAAUAUUGUUCGAUUUGGUGGCGUGCCAAUUGGAACAGCAGCUAUGCAAAUGGAGGAAGAUAUUGGUGUAAUGCUACGACACAAUUAUACCCUUCAUAACAAAGGACCCUGGACAGUACGAAAUGUUACUGUGGAGUUCCAAUGGCCAUAUCAGGUCCAAUCGACAUUCCGACGUGGAAAAUACGCUCUUUACUUACUCGAUGUACCGACCGUUGUCAAUUAUAACGUACUAACGGGCACCACUGAUGUCAAACAGUGUAUUGUGGAACGUGCGUUAGAACAUGUGAACCCGGAGGAGAUUCCUUUGAACACCCGUUACUCAGUCGAAGUGAAUCAACCCAGGAAACAUCACGUCAUCAAGCGAUCAGUCGAAGGGGAUGGAACUCCGACCGAAGGUAGACCAAUCACAGCCGGCCUAUGGAGGAUUUCACCGGAAAAGCGAAUGGAAGGUGAUGUCGAGGUUGACGUGGUCUCAAUUGACUGCAAAAAAGGCACUGCGAAGUGCUUUACCGUCCAGUGCCAUUUCGACUUCCUGGACGCUGGAUCGGCGCCAGUGAUCGAUUUCCGAGCCCGUCUAUGGAAUGCCACAUUCAUUGAAGACUACAGUGAUGUGGAGUACGUCGAGCUACUAUCGACAGGACGGAUUUUGGUGGAUCACAAUCAAGGGAUUCUUGAUGAUCAUGCGAACAAUGAGGUCUCAGUAGCAACCUUGGCAUAUCCGGAUCGGCCAGCACUUGAUGAGACUGGGCCAAUCCCAUGGUCGAUCAUUCUGUGGUCAAUUCUUGCUGGUUUGAUCAUCCUCGCAUUGAUCGUGUUCUGCUUCUGGCGCUGCGGCUUCUUCAAGCGGAAACGACACAACGAACCCUCGCUACAUCGGGCUGAACUUACUCACGAGCGAGAACAAUGGAGCGAAAUG
This is a messenger RNA of Mesorhabditis spiculigera, 3417 nucleotides long. Lineage: Eukaryota; Metazoa; Nematoda; Chromadorea; Rhabditida; Rhabditidae. The record is from the annotation of a GenBank genome assembly.